CCUCCACCUCCCCUUCCUCACGACGCUCGUCCCUGCCGCCCUCACCUGCCGUCCGUGGCACCGAGGGGUGGCCCCCUCCCACGCCUUCGGCCGCCGCUUUCGCGAGCUCCACCCAGUGCCCCCUGUCCCCUGGAGGGCCUCGCCGCCGCCGGGGAUGCUGGUCCGCGCCACCCCCGCCCCCUCCAGGACCGCAUCGCCGCUAGGCUGGUGAUGUCGAUUGAGCGGAUGGCAAGGUCGCCACAGCAGACAAGGAAUGGCUGCAACUGAGAGUCCAGCUUCUGUCAAUGGUGAAUAUGAUCCCACUACUGAUAAAGCUAGGAAGGCAAAGUCAGAUGACCCAGGCUGGAAAUAUGGUUAUUGGGCAAACCUUUCAAACCGAAAUGAGGUGACAUGCAUUCUUUGUGGCAUCCCACAGAAGGGAGGGAUCAAAAGGCUGAAGCAACAUAUUGCAGGUGGCUAUGGUGAUGCCAAAUUGUGUCAGAGUAAGAAUCUAACUACUACAUUGAGAAAGGAAAUGAGAGAAUACUUGGUGCAGAACAAGAGAAAGAGAUCAUUGUUUCAAGACGAAGAAGAUGAACCAACAAAAGUGGUGGAGGUGGCAGAUGUGGAGGCUGAAGCCUCAGCUAUCCAUCAUCCAAGUUCAGGGACAGCAGCUAAACAAAGGCGUUCAACAUAUCAAUUCACAAAGGCAGCACCAAAGGCAGCGAACAAGUCAUUUGUUGAGAUGCUUCGAAAGACGCCUGAAGAGGUGGUUGAAGAAAGGUACUCAGAUAGCUAUCAGCCCACAAUAGGGGCCAGCCUAAAGCCCAAGGAGGAAAAUGAUUAUGUUGAUAUGCAAUGGGUCUUAUGGUUUUAUGAAUGUGGCAUAUCAUUUAACACAGCAGCAGCAAAGCAAUUUCAGAUUGCAGUUGAGGCCAGCAUACAGUAUGGUUCGGGUUACAUACCUCCUACACCCUACAAGCUUGGUGAGCCAUUGCUUAAGGAGGCUGUGAAGUUGACAAGUACCACAAGGGGGGACCAUGAGAAGGCCUGGAAUCAUUAUGGAUGUACUUUAAUGUCUGAUGGAUGGACCGAUAGGAGGGGAAGACACCUAAUCAAUUUCCUUGUGAACAGCCCAGAGGGUACUUAUUUUCUAGAGUCUGUUGAUGCAUCAGAUGAGGUGCAUGAUGCUAAUAUUCUUGCUGGUUUGUUGGAGGAGAGGAUUCAGAAAAUUGGACAAGACAAGGUCGUUCAAGUUGUCACCGAUAAUGGAGCGAACUACAAGGCAGCAGGUAGGCUUCUAAUGGAAAAGAUUCCUACAAUGUAUUGGACUCCAUGUGCUGCACAUUGCUUGGACUUGAUGUUGGAAGACAUAGGAAAAUUGCAAGCAUUCAAGAAACCUAUUGCACGUGCAAGGCGUGUCACAACUUUCAUAUAUAGGCAUGCAAGAAUUCUUAGCACUAUGAGGGAGAAGACUAAAGGUGAUCUUGUGAGACCAGCAGCCACUCAGUUUGCCACAUCUUUCCUUACUUUGAAGAGUUUGCAUAAACAAAAGGAUCCUUUGAAGUCUUUAUUUGUUAGUGAGGCAUGGAUUGGGAACAAAUUGGCAAAAACUAGGGCUGGUCAGCAUGUGCAUGACAUUGUGCUGUCUACAGAGUUUUGGAAUUCAGUUGAGGACUGCCUUAGAGCUUCAGGACCACUCUUGAUUGUUCUUAGGGUGGUUGAUGGUGAUGAAAAACCUGCAAUGCCAGAAGUUGCAGCACUAAUGAAGCAUGCAAAGGAGAAGAUCAAGCUAAGCUUUGCUGUCCAAAGCAAGAGAUCUUUACUUAGGAAGAUAAUGGACAUCAUUGACCGUCGUUGGGAGAACCAAAUGAACCAUCCAUUAUAUGGUGCUGCACUUUUUUUAAAUCCAGGGAAAUUCCUUGCCCUGGUAGCAGCGAAUGAUGAUGCUGCUGUUGGAGAUCUAAAGGGUUCCUUCCUUGAUGUCCUAGGAAGAAUGGUGGAGAAUGAGGAAACUAGAAAAAAGAUUGAUGCUCAAGCCAAUGACUAUGAAAAGCUCAGGGGACCUGGCUUUUCAAAUAAAAUUGCUAUACAAAACAUUGAGUCAAUGAACCCUAUCGACUGGUGGUGCUCAUAUGGUGGGCGUGCCAUUGAGUUACAAAGAUUUGCUAGGCAUAUUGUUAGCCUUUGUGCAUCAUCAUCGGGCUGUGAGCGGAAUUGGAGUACUUUUGAGUUUAUCCACACAAAUAAAAGGAACCGGCUGCUGCAUAAGAGAUUGAAUGAUAUUGUGUUUGUUUCCUACAACCGGAAGAUGAAAAGUAGGUUCCAAAUGAGGCGACAGAAAAAAGGGAAAAGCUUUGAUCCUUUGGUGCUUGAGAAUUUUGAUUGGGACAAUGAGUGGGCUGACUCCUUGCAUGUGCCGACUCAAGGUGGUCGUGGGUGUGAUUGUGACCUAGACCUUACAUGGCAGGAAGUGGAUGAAGCUGUUGGUGCAUCACACGCACUUCAAGGCCGAAAUUUACCAAGGCGUGCAAGAAAUUCAACAUCAGCUCAAGCCCUUGAUGAUGAUGAAGAGGAAGCAGAUCCACAUGAUGAUGCUGAUGUGAGCGAUUGUGAGGAUGCUCGAGCUGGUUCCAGUGAUGAAGGGCAACACAAUGGUGCUGCUAGCAUCGUUGAUGAAUUUGAUGAUGGAUACUGAGAUUUAAAAGAUCUCAGAUUUGUGCUUUUGCUACUUUUGUGAACCUGUCCAGCACUAGUUGAUUUGUUAGACUAAAGACUAUUGAGUUUGUGGAUUGAUGCAGUAUUGUACUCAUGUACUGUAGUAUUGUUCAGUUUGUUAUUUGUGCACUUGGUUGCUAGUUGUUGGCUUAUGGCUAAUUAUUUUUCAGCUAUAAUUUGUGGACAUAUGUGACCAUUUGUUGUGAUUUUGCUGAGUGCUUUGUUGAUCUGUUCCUUAUUGUGUGUAGGCUGUUGUUUGGAGAAGAAGGCAAAAAACUGGAUGGAAUAUGGGCACAACAAAUGACAUCAGCAAGCUGGUCCCAGCUCCUGGAUUCUCUUUCUCUGCCAAAUUUUAAGCAUCCAUGCUGUGUACUUGAAGCAAGCAUCAAUAGAUAUGGAUACACAUACACCUUGUCUUAUUCCUGAGCCAUCAUGCAACAGUAUCAGCAUUUGCAAUGGUGUCCCAAAAAUGAGAAUAGUGUAGCUUAUUUUGCUCAGCAGUAGGGCAUGGCAGCUGUUCUCACUGCAACAAAGUUUGUUUACCUUGAAGUUUAUGUUCAUGUAGAUCAAGUGAAUAUGUUCCACAGCAGCAACCCAUCCUGUCGCUGCUUUUGGUGGAUUCCCUUGCACUUCAUGGAGAGGACACAUCAAUAGAUGGCAGAGAUGACAUUGAGGGACUGGAUGCUUCGCUGCACACAUUGCAAAUCUGCUGUCAUCCGAGCCAUCUGAUGAACACGUGAGUGCAGUGAAGCUUGGGAUCUGUGGUUUCAGCAUGGGCGCCACCAUUGCCCUCCACUCCGUAGCAUGCUAUGCUCAUGGCAAAUUCACAAGCGGCAUUCCCUAUCCAAUCACCCUCAAUGCAGUCAUCAGUUUGAGUGGCUGACUCCCUUGCUCGAGGACCCUGAGGAGCUAGAUGGAGAGCUCACACAUUGUAACAAGAAUUCAAUUACUGCCUCUUUGCCCAUCCUGCUUUGUCAUGGAAUAGCGGAUGAGGUUGUCACCUACAGGAAUGGCGAGAGAUCAGCUGAGGUUCUGAGGUCCUCAGGAUUCGCAUAUCUUCAUUUGAAGCCCUACAAUGGGUUGGGCCACUAUACCAUCCCUGAAGAAAUGGAUAAUCUCUGGAAGUGACUCAACUCAACACUUGGCCGCAACCGAUCUCGCUAAAAGAAGAGUAUUUGCGUAUACGCAAUGGCUUUGGUAAUUGGCUUUGGUACUAGCACAUAUUUGAGAGUGUUUGACAAAACAGAGGGAGGUUCGGUUUGAUAUGUUUUAAUAGUUCAUACUCUCUUACUCUCCAGUGCUCUCUUCCAUGUGGCUUUUGUUGUCAUAAUCCUAAUUUAGUGGUUUGCUUUGCCGUAUGUCUGCCAAGGAGUGACUAUAUGAAAUCUAGUGCUUGUCUGAUCUUGAUGAUAA
Molecule: messenger RNA, 4110 nt
Organism: Panicum virgatum (switchgrass)
Lineage: Eukaryota; Viridiplantae; Streptophyta; Magnoliopsida; Poales; Poaceae
Exons: 10
Coding region: 254-2677 (807 amino acids)
Molecular function (GO): protein dimerization activity
Source: RefSeq, a predicted model, not a curated record